UUGUUUUAGCAUUAUUGUUUAAAAUUGCCCAUUUAAACGCGAUUACUAUUGUGUUAUUAAUUGUGUUCUUGACAGUUUUUGUACGUGGCAACGUGGAUCAUGGUAACCCGAAGCCAUAUAAAGCAAAAAUGUGUGACCCUGCUAUAAUGAGCGAUGACCUGGCUGUCAAGUUGGGAAAAUGCGAUGAAUUGUACCAUACGGAGACUCAGAAAGAUAUCGAUAAAUUUACGAAAUUAACGAAAGCUGAAAACCGAUACUAUUUGUACGGUACGUGCGAUGAGCUGGAUCAAAAAUGCAUUAAGGAUUACUAUAAUAAGAUAAAGGAGGAUUGCUACUCAAAAGUGUUUGGUGUUUGAUAUGAGC
Molecule: messenger RNA, 363 nt
Organism: Oppiella nova
Lineage: Eukaryota; Metazoa; Arthropoda; Arachnida; Sarcoptiformes; Oppiidae
Source: the annotation of a GenBank genome assembly